Messenger RNA from Linepithema humile (Argentine ant), 2021 nucleotides. RefSeq names its product cytochrome P450 6j1-like. Gene Ontology annotation, molecular function: heme binding; oxidoreductase activity, acting on paired donors, with incorporation or reduction of molecular oxygen; iron ion binding. The record is from RefSeq and is a predicted model, not a curated record. Lineage: Eukaryota; Metazoa; Arthropoda; Insecta; Hymenoptera; Formicidae.
UGAUUCUGCUCUCUGCUGUUAGUUACGGCUAGUACGCAGUAAAGGCAGCACGAGCCUGUCUAAGCAAGAGUUAUUCAAAAAGAGCAAGAUGACUAUCAUGCUGGUGUCUCUGAUUCUCGGAGCGUUCGCAGCUUUGUAUUACUAUCUGACGCAAAACUACAAGUAUUGGCAGAAACGUGGAAUUCCGUGCGCGGACGGGGCCUUGCCAGGAGUUGGUCAUAUGCUGCCGGCAAUCUGUUUUAGAACAUCUUUUCCCGAACUUUUUAACAAGAUCUACAAUGACAAUAAAAAUCGCAGCAUGGUUGGCUUUUACAAUUUUACAUCACCGUCGUUACUAGUCAUCGAGCCGCAAUUAGUAAAAACAGUGUUGCAAACAAACUUUGCCAGCUUUAACAAACCCAUUUUUCCAAUUGAUCCCGAUUUGGAUCCUCUUACGGCGCUAAAUCCUUUUGCCUUGACCGGCGAUAAGUGGCUAGCCGCCAGAAAGCGUUUGACUUAUGCGUUCUCUAGCAUGAGAUUGAAGAUUUUACUGGAGAGCGUCAAACCGGUGUGCGUAUUGUUUGAGAAUUAUUUGAAUAAUAAGCUAAGUAAAACCGAAAAAAUAGAAGUUGAGCUGAAGGAUCUAUUCUCAAAAUUCACCGCGCAGGUAGUGGCUGGCGCUGGUUUCGGCGUGGACGGAUAUUGCUUUAACGAGGAAAAAGAGAAUCUGUCUUUUCAAAAAAUCGGUGCGGUUAUUCUAGAGCCAAAUUUACGGACCAAGAUCGCGACAAUGUUAAUAUUUUUAGUCCCGUCAUUAAACAAAAUAUUUAAAAUAAGUUUUGUGCCGAAGCAUGUUGAUAAUUUUUUUCGCACGUUAGUGGCGGAACUUAUGGAGCAGAGAAGAAAGGACGCGAUACCUAGAAACGAUUUUCUUCAUUUAAUGACUGAAUUGGAAAAGCAGGAUGGCAUUAAAUUUGACGUGGAGCUACUAACCGCUCAAGCUUUGUCGUUUGUCUUAGAUGGGUAUGAGACUUCUAGUACAGUUAUGAGCCUUGUUGGCUAUCAAUUAGCCGUCCAUCAAGAAAUUCAGAAAAAAUUACGUGAAGAGGUAAUGUCUGUGUUCAAAAAAUACGAUGGUGAAAUCACAUACGAAGGCUUGAAAGAGAUGACUUAUAUGGAUCAAGUUCUGAAUGAAUCGCAAAGAAUUAUACCCACGAUAGGAUUCCAGGGCAGAAUCUGCACGGAAGAGUUCGAGCUGAGAGGGUCCGAUGGGCUUAUUUGUCGCGUACAGCCCAACACUGAAAUUCGGAUAUCCAUUGAUGGUUUACAUCAUGAUUCUCGAUAUUGGAACAACCCCGAGAUAUUCGAUCCUGAGAGAUUCAAUUCUGAAAAUAAACAAAACAUCGAUCGAUUCGCCUUUCUUCCCUUCGGCGAAGGUCCACGUAUCUGCCCGGGAAUGAGAAUGGCUUUGCUGCAAAUAAAAGCGGGUCUGGCUACAUUAUUGAGGAAAUAUAGUUUAGAACUUUCUCCCAAGACAAAACUGCCUUUGCAAAUGACCCCCGGAGUCAUUUUAGCAUCCCCGAAAGGCGGUUUGUGGGUCAAAAUCCGACAGCUUUAAUUGCAAAUAUCUUUUUCUAAGCUAUAUCAAGCUCACAAUUUUUAAAUUUGAAAGAUAAAUUAGUAGGAAAUCUUUUUUAAUUAUACUAAAGUAUAAGAUUUUUAACUUGAUUGGUGAAAUAUAUGUAACACAUUUGUAGAAAUAAAACUGUCUAGAAAAUUGCCUAUUUUCCAUUGGUCUAAUUUUAUGCAAAAUUACUAUUACACAUUAUUCCACAAGUAAUUGCGAACAUAUUUUAGAUACUGAAAAUUGAACAAUUUUCAAACCGAUGUAAUUUGGCGAGAAAUCAUUGUAGACAAAAAGUGGAGAAGCAUGUUAAAGCUCGAAUUUUAUACUUUCAUGUAGUAUAGAUUUUCCAAAAAAUUUUUAUCUUUCCACGUCUAAGCUCGAAAGAAGAAUACGUAAAAAUUUUUUUAAACUCUGU